This is a messenger RNA of Lytechinus pictus (painted urchin), 3286 nucleotides long. RefSeq lists its product as uncharacterized. The transcript has 4 exons. The record is from RefSeq and is a predicted model, not a curated record. NCBI's taxonomy places the organism in Eukaryota, Metazoa, Echinodermata, Echinoidea, Temnopleuroida, Toxopneustidae. Bases 94 to 1050 code for a protein of 318 amino acids.
ACAGUCAGUGAGUCAUAACUCUCUCCAAGCAGCUCCAUUUGUUAGCCCGUUGCAGUAGAAUCUCGUUCAACAGCAAGACUUCGACGAUUUAAGAUGUCUGAUUCAAAACCCUUCCGGGUCAUCAUGUGGUGUGUACCACGUUCGAUAUCGACUGCCAUAGCUAAGUGUUUCAGUUUUAUUGAUAACGCAGAGGUAUGGUUUGAGCCCUACUGUCUAGCCUUCUUUCAAGACUUUACGCUGAAAGCAAUGGGCGUUCCUCUUCCGAGGAGCUGUGGUGAUUUUGACCCGCAGGCGUUCUUAGGUCCAAUAAAAGCCAUGAUGAAAGGCUCUCCCAUGGAACACGCUUUCAUGCCAGAAAAGAUGGACGUGUCACUAAUGUUGCGCGAUGGGAUAAGGCAACAGCUUGAAAGUCAACCGGCCGACAAACCUACAUUCAUCAAGGACAUGGCGUAUGGCGUCACAGGGUACCUAGAUCUCUUACCCAAGAAAGAGGCAGGUUACAAACACACGUUUCUGAUCCGUGAUCCUGAGCGGAUGUUCCCUUCCUGGAGAACCCUUCUGAUAACACAGGUUGCCGAGAUGCCAAUGCCGGGAAGGAAACCUGUCGACCCUGACACCUUCGACAUGACCACAGAUGUGCCGUUCAUGAUGCCAGGCUACACCUACAAAUGCCAAUAUGACCUCUGGAAGCACGCCAAGGAGAACUUUGACCCAAACCCUGUGGUCAUUGAUGUCGACGAACUGUUGGCCAAUCCUGCGGAUAUGCUUCCGAAGUACUUUGAAGCUUGUGGAAUGCCCUGGGAUGCUAAGUAUCUCCAGUGGGAUGCUAGUCCAGACAUAGUGAAGACUUGGCGGUGUAUAUUUCCCAUGUCCGGGACCAGAGCGGAUGGCACUAUACGUCUUGUCCACAAGAUAGCCUUUGAAAGUUCUGAAUUCCGAGCAUCGAAACCAAAGCUUCCUCGAUCAGAGAUGACCCCGGACACAAUCAAGGCUAUAGACGCCACAGCAGACUACUACAAAGAAAUGGCCGAAACAAGGAUCAAACCUUAAGAAAAUUCAAAUGCAUGAUGAAAACAUACUUUUUAUAUUGCUGCCGUGAUAAUGAUGAAAUGUUUAUUUUCAGUUGUACUAUUGUAGAAAUUUUAUUCUAUGAACAUGGUGAAAUUAAUUAUAUCAGGAGACGAACGAAUACUACAGUCACACAAGGAAACCGCCCCCAGGCCGAUACUGACCAAAGCUGAAAAUAAAAUAAAACACGUUGUUUAAGCUCGUCACUCUAACAACAAGUUGUUAAAACCUUUUUUAUGAUUGUUUAAACUUUUUAAACAACUUGUUUAAAAAGUUUAAACAGCAGUUGGAUUGACAGGCUUAAACAACGUGUUUAAAAUUUUAAACAGCGUUUUUACAGUGUAUACGUUAUCUCCAAUGGUGUACCAGCUGUCGGUUUGGAGUAAGUUUCGUGUGACUAUUGCACAACAGGGGCUGCGGAACCGGGGUUGGUGGGCUUCACCCCCCCCCCCGCUUUUUUUUCCAAAACCGUGUACAAAUCCGAUUGUGAUUUUAUACAUGGUCCAUAGGCGGAUCCAGGGGGGAAGGGGGAAAGAAAGAAAAAGAAGGGAAAAGAGAGGAGAAAAAAGGGGAAACAUAAGAGGAGGAAGACGAGUGAAUAAAAUAAGAUAAGGGGAAGACUUGAAAAAUCAUUUUUUUAAUCUUUCAUGUCACUGUACAGUAUAAUUUUUUCGCUCGCGCUUCGCGCUCGCAUUGCCUUUUAGGUGAUUUAUAUAUCUUGCUCAAUGUGAAGCUUGAAUAUCAAAUUUUGAAGUCAAUAUACAAAACAUAUUUCCGCUCAGAUGUUCGAACUUUCAUUAUUUUGUUUGAUUUACAAAUUGAUUUUUAAAAAGUGCUCUGUAAAAAUUUAUGCUUUAUCUUCUGAAUGCACGCUCGCAAAAUUUGAUUUGUCAGGUACCUAUUAUUUUCCUGUAUUCCAAAAUUCUCAAAUAUCCCUAUUCAGGUCAAAUUUUCAAAACGUAAUAGCUAGCGCAUCGAUUAAAUAAAAUACUACUAAAUAUCCCCAUUUCAUGACAGUUUAUCAAAAAUUUCAGCUCGCGAUUUGCGCUAGCAUUGAUUGUUGAAAAUAUAUUUACUCAUGCAUCUUAUUUAUAAUCACAAAAGUGCUUUAAAUGUCCAGUUUUCAGGCCAUUAUAAAUCAACAGAUUUUGCGCUCUCAUUAGGCUUAUUAAAUUAAUAAAUAAGAUAUUAAUUUAAUAAUCAAAUUGUCCCUUUUUUCAGAAUGGAAUAUCGACAAGUUUCUUCUCCCGAUUAGGAAGAAUAAUUGGAAGAUAGUCAUCAUUUUCAUAUGAUGACAUAAUGUUCUUAGAAUGUCCCUGUCCUAUAUAUGUCAAAACUCAAAGUAAUUAUAAAGAAACAAAUCAGAUCUUUUUUUAACUAUGAUUCAUAUCCACCUCACAAUUUUCCUACAAAGUGCUUGAAAUACAGAGCGUAAAUUGAACCUUUUUUCAGAUUGGAAUAUCAAAUAUUUUAAGCUCUAGUUUCGUGCUCGCUUAUUGAUUUUCAUGAUGAAAUAAAGGUAGGUCGAAAUCUGAAACACGCGCACGCAUGUUUAUUCAGAUACGCAGCUUGUUCUCUAUUGCAAUCAUUAUGAGCCUACAUAUCCAGUUUCAGAUCAGAAUAUCAAAUUCUUUAUGCUCACGCUUUGCGUUCGCAUUAUUAUUGUAGGAAGAUACCAAAUUAUGCCCAAUUUUUGUUCAUGAUCUCAAAAACAUGAAGAGAGUGUCCCGUUUUUAGGUAUGAAAUCUCAAUUUUACCGCUCGCACUUCGCGCUCGCAUCAAUUGUUUCGUUAUAUACUUAUACCGUUUUUAUUAUUUUUUAUUUUUUUUCAUCUUUUGCAGCAUAGAGCUUCGCCCUUUUAAUGCUCGCACGCUCACAUCCUUUUUUUUUUUUGCCCGAUACGUGCUCUGGACCCCUCAAAAAUUUUCCCUCAAUACGCCACUGCCUUUCCAUGCCAUGAUAUAAUGUAACCGGGAUAUUUGGGGGCUCUUGCACCCCCCCCCCGGCCACUGACCCCUGUUAUUUGUUCAUGUUUAUUCCAUUCCUUUAUGUUAUUUAUUUUUAAGAGAAAAAAAUGAAAACUAUUUUUGACACUUUCCCUUUGAUUUAAUAAUAAAGAAAAACAUCAAACGGAAGGAAGGUUUUUGGCAAACCGUUUAAUUUGUAAAUACUAUAGCGAAGAGAUUGGGGAGCUUGAGAUGCAUGCCCCCCCCCCAG